This is a messenger RNA of Eriocheir sinensis (Chinese mitten crab), 2703 nucleotides long. RefSeq names its product mitochondrial uncoupling protein Bmcp-like (gene Bmcp). Lineage: Eukaryota; Metazoa; Arthropoda; Malacostraca; Decapoda; Varunidae. Gene Ontology annotation, biological process: transmembrane transport. The record is from RefSeq and is a predicted model, not a curated record. The coding region runs from base 268 to 1233 and encodes 321 amino acids. The transcript has 10 exons.
CGGUGUCUUGGGGGUUCAGUCGCCUGCUACCGUCUGUGAGGGAGGGCCACGGCUGUUUGUCUGUCUGUGGUCGCCGGUCCCUCGUGUGUCUCGUGUGGAGCUAAUUCCUGCAUAUCCUCCACCGCAGCUCCACAUUUACCAUAACGUUUCAAUCAGCUUUUUAGAAAUGAGCAGUGCCUUAGCCCACCACUGCUGUUCUUGGUCCAUGCAGCCCUAGCCAUAAGGUCUGUUUGGGCCAUUGCUGAGUUGAUAGUUCUGCAUCUAAGAAUGUACUCACAGAUACCCACAGAUGACAUUUUGGAAGAGACAUCCGGCACACGUGGGAUGGGCCCCAGCGACUGGCGCCCUUUUAUCUACGGAGGCGUGUCUGCCUGUAUUGCUGAGUUUGGAACCUUUCCAAUUGACACCACCAAAACCCGGCUACAGAUCCAGGGCGGGCGUUGUGAUGCAGGACAAGUGGUCACGCGCAAGUACAAUGGCAUGCUGCACGCGCUGCUCAAGAUCUCUCACGAGGAGGGCAUACGCGCACUAUACUUCGGGAUCAAGCCGGCCGUGCUGCGUCAGGCUACAUACGGCACCAUCAAGUUUGGGAUCUACUACUCCUUGAAGCAGAUGUUAGUGAAGAAUCCGGGCGAGGAGAGACUCGGCAUCAAUGUCUUCUGUGCUGUUACUGCAGGGGUGGUGUCCAGUGCCAUGGCCAACCCCACGGACGUGCUGAAGGUGCGUCUGCAGAGCGGCCGCACAGACUUCAAGGAGAAGAGCCUCCUGCAGGCCUUCCUUAGUAUCUAUAGGCAGGAGGGCAUCCAGGGCCUGUGGAGGGGAGUGUUCCCGACAGCCCAGCGCGCCGGGGUCAUCGUGGGGGUGGAGCUGCCCAUCUAUGACAUGUGCAAACAUUACUUCAUCAAGAUGAACAUUCUGCCUGACAAUGCCACAAACCACUUCUUGUCAAGCUUUAUCUCAAGUCUUGGUGGAGCUGUGGCGUCCACGCCCCUGGACGUGGUGAGGACGAGGGUGAUGAACCAAAGAAAGCUGAAGUCUUCGGCUGCUCAGGUGAAUGGAGCUGCUGUGUGCACGUCCAGAGUGUACGCAAGUGCUUUAGACUGCAUGGUGCAGACCGUGAAGUUGGAGGGUCCACUAGCGUUGUACAAGGGCUUUAUCCCCACCUGGCUGAGGCUGGGGCCGUGGAACAUUAUAUUUUUCGUUACCUUUGAGCAGCUCAAGAAGCUGUACUGAACACUUUGUGGAUGUGUUUGUACUUCCAGUGACCUCAGCUGGCUGGCCUCGGACAAUCUUCAAAGACAUUCUGGCAUCUAGAAGGACUUGCAUAAACCAUUUUUGAGAGCAUAGCAUAGAAAAAUUGUACCGUAAAAUCAUCAUUUUUUAAAUUGGAUAUCUAUUCAAAGUAUAUGGGGAGGCAUUUCUUCAACCAUUUUUGUUAGCAUGGCAUAAAUAUCUGUACCCUGUCAGCUUUGUAAUUUUUUUAUUAUUUUUAUAAAAGCCAAUUGAUUUUUAUUUUUUUUACUCAGAAAUGGUUUUUGUACAUAUGAAACAUUUUUUCUGAUGUCAUCAUCAGAAUGAAGUUUUAAAGGAUCUCAUUUUCUUGCUGUGCCAGAUGCCACUCAUGCUUUUGUACAGGUUCUUAGGUCACUUCUAUAGUCCAGCACAAUGGCUUUGUAAGCAUAAACAACUCCACCAGUUUAUUUGGUGUUUUUUAAAGCACCAAAACCUAUACAAAACCUGCCCAUGAAAUAUCUGGGUCAUAAAGAAGCUCACACAUGGGAAUACUUUUCUAACAAGAAAUUUAUGUUGUGAUACAUUGUAGAAAACCGAACAAACUUGUCUCUUGGUUUGGGCCCUUGCAACGCCACUGUGUUGAGCGAUGGAAGCAGACCAUGUAUUAGUGCUUCUUGAGAGGUGAAGAUUAUUCCAGCCGGGAUUUGUUCACUAGCUUUGUACAUGUGACAGCCAGUGUUUUAUUUUUAUUUUUUUCAUCUUAGCCUGUACAUAGAUUUCAGAUGUAUUUCUAUCACAUCAAAGGCUAAACUGUUACCUAAUGUUGCAGAUGUAAUAUUCAGUCUGAUGCCAUAGUUUAGUAGUUUCAAAGCAAAAGCCAUAAUAUUUUAGCCGACAUACUGUUCAGUGAUGCAUCUAAGGAUUUCCUUGAUAGUUCUUAUUGUUUUAAAUUGUACUGUUGUGGACAAAAAAAUGCAGCUUGCUUUAAACUCUUGAUUCUGUAGCUGCUUGUCAUGUGAUAAGUUAUUUUACUCUCCUCUACAUCCCCCACUCCCCCCUCUCAGCCUCCCUUCUUUCUCCUGCCCCAAGUGUGGUCACAAGGGGCUGCCCAAUCACAUUGAGUUUAGAGCAAGAUGGAUUGACAUCUUUGUCAGCAACUGUAUAUAUCAUAUUGUGAUGUAUUUAUGUAUUUAUUUUUUUUGAGAUGAAGUGAGUGAAAAGAUCAGUCAUAAACAAUAUCUACACCAAUUGAUGAUGCAAUACAAGUGAAAAUUCAUAUUUUUGUACAUGUUUGGUGUUAUUUUAGAAUCCCUUUAAAUUAUUAGGAAAAAAGUAUGUUUUAAAACUACUACACUUGGUGCUUUUUGUGUGUAUAUGUUGUAUGUGCGUGUGAGUGUUUGCUUUAAGAUACAUUAGUGAAAAUAUGCAGAUACUGAUAAAUUAUUCUUUCAAAUAAAAUUAAAAUGUCAA